AUGAUUGCUUCCCUCGGAAAACCGAGAGAAGAGAUUCCGUACGAAAAUCGCAAGAAUUUGGCUCCUGGUUUGAAAGGUUAUUAUGUUCAUAGACUUUUAGUAAACGCUGUAGCAAUGUGGGCUUCACCUCGUUAUGCUUGUUAUAUUUUCAUGAUGUUAGAUGAACUAUAUAAAGCAGAACGUGGAGAGGUGGAAAAGAAACUUCAAGCAAAAGAUGAAGUCAUUGAAUCCAAAGACAAAAGCAUACAGAAAAGAAUACCGCGUUCAGUACCAAAAGGAAAGGAAAAGAGUUAUAAGUAUAUGAUAUAUACUGAAGAGUUGGAGAAAGAAGAAGAUAAAGAUAUGGUUAUGUUACAUUUAGUCAGAAAAAACAACAAGAGCUUUUAUGACUUAGCUAAGAUAUAUAAAUCUGACAGAAACUGGUUCUAUCGUGAAAACUUACCGAUUUCAAUGACACCGAAUGAACAAAUAAAGGAAAUUGUCAAAAAUACUCUUCCUCAAACACACUAUGACAUCAAAGGUUGCACAAUACUUACAUUCAAAGAAGACUUAACAUUACUGAAGGAAAAAAUAACAGAAUAUUUCAAUAACUUCAAAGAGGAAGAAUGA
Molecule: messenger RNA, 609 nt
Organism: Trichomonas vaginalis G3
Lineage: Eukaryota; Parabasalia; Trichomonadida; Trichomonadidae
Product: KilA, N-terminal/APSES-type HTH, DNA-binding family
Exons: 1
Coding region: 1-609 (202 amino acids)
Source: RefSeq, a predicted model, not a curated record